AUGCAUGCAACUCUCCAACGCUUGGCCUUUCCACCCGGCCUAACAACCAACACUGCUUCGUUAUCAGCAUCAGAGAAUGUGACAAAAGAUGUUGCAGAUUACCUCUUGGAGAAGUACCUAAGUGGUAAAUCAGGUCCUCUAGGAAAUGUGUAUUUGGAUGGCAUUGAUAUUGCUGAUGUUUCAGAUAGUGAACACCUAAAAUGGGAUGAACUUGUUAAGCUCAUUAAUGCAUCCACAACAGAUAGAAGGAUUUACAUAUCUGCAUCACCAGAAUGCGUAUACCCAGAUUACUACCUUGACUCCGCAAUCCAAACUGGCCUUGUUGAUUACGUUUGGGUUGAGUUCUACUACCAGAACCCUUCUUGCAUAUACUCAAAUGGAGAUGCUUCAAAGCUUUUGAGUGCAUGGGAAACAUGGACCUCACGUGUUCCCAAUAGUUUAAUAUUCCUGGGUCUUGCGGCUAAUGAUACAAUAGCUGGUUAUAUAGAACCAGAUGCACUCAAAUCUGAGGUUGAUUCAAUUAAGAAGAUUGUAAUUAACCAUGGCUGCCACGAAACAACCAUCAAUAUUCCUCCUCUUAGCCCUUGUAACGCGAGCUUUAACACUGAUGGAAUCCAUAUUGGAAGAUCAAUUGAUGUGAAGGUUCUUAACACAAACAUUGGUACUGGAGACGACUGCAUCUCAUUGGGUGAUGGGAGUAAACAAAUAACUGUCCAAAAUGUGAAUUGUGGACCUGGUCAUGGUAUUAGUGUUGGAAGCCUUGGGAAGUACCCAAAUGAAGAACCUGUUGAAGGUUUACUUGUUAAGAAUUGCACUUUGACUGACACCGACAAUGGUGUUAGGAUCAAGACCUGGCCUAACGCCCCUGGAACAUCUCCUGUCACUGAUAUGCAUUUUGAAGAUAUUACUGUUGUUAAUGUUAAGAACCCUGUCAUCAUAGACCAAGAGUACUGUCCAUGGAACCAGUGCAACAAGCAGACUCCAUCAAAAGUAAAGAUAAGCAGGGUUUCCUUCAAGAACAUUAAGGGCACUUCAGGAACUCCAGAAGGGGUGGUUCUUAUUUGCAGCAGUGGUAACCCUUGUGAGGGUGUUGAGUUAAGUAAUGUUGAUCUCACGUUCAAUGGAGCCCCAGCAACCGCUAAAUGUGCCAAUGUCAAGCCCGUAAUUACGGGCAAAGCUCCUACUUGUGCAGCUUAG
Messenger RNA from Gastrolobium bilobum, 1197 nucleotides. Its product is annotated as polygalacturonase-like. Lineage: Eukaryota; Viridiplantae; Streptophyta; Magnoliopsida; Fabales; Fabaceae. Bases 1 to 1197 code for a protein of 398 amino acids. The transcript is spliced from 4 exons. Gene Ontology annotation, biological process: carbohydrate metabolic process. Gene Ontology annotation, molecular function: polygalacturonase activity. The record is from RefSeq and is a predicted model, not a curated record.